Molecule: messenger RNA, 954 nt
Organism: Cyclospora cayetanensis
Lineage: Eukaryota; Apicomplexa; Conoidasida; Eucoccidiorida; Eimeriidae
Exons: 2
Coding region: 1-954 (317 amino acids)
Source: RefSeq, a predicted model, not a curated record
AUGGCAACUCCUAUUGUACCCCAAGCAUCUUUCGACUCCGUUACCGGUGCCCUCUCCUUGACUCCCUCUUCUCGGCGAUCCAUCUUGGUGCAUGAUGGCAAACGGUCGCGGCACCAAGGCACCGCUCAGUCCAUCCAUUUUGCUCCAAGAGAGGAAACAUUCCUUGUUCCAGAGCCUUCUCAGGACGAGCUUCCUGAUUUUGACGACGAAGAAGAAAAAGAAAGAGCUCUGAAGGCUGCCAAAGAGCUAGCAGAGGCAGUUCUCUUAGAAGAGGACAAGAGGGGGAGAGAGCAGGUACAAGGGGCAUCAGACCUAGGCCCUCUGCACAUUAGCCCUUUGUGCGUGCCUCUGGUGGCUGCGCCUAUAGCAGUAGCCAGCGGUGAGGCUGAGAGUGAAUUUAGUUCUUUGCCCGUGGACACGACAGAAACAGCAGAAAUGGGACCGUCGUCUGAUACAGAAGGGGAAGAGGUUAGGGUCCCAGAAGAAUUAAUCGGACGGCUGAGCAGCAGACAAUUGAACAGCAUGAUUGAGAGGAAGAUAAGCAGAGAGCUCUCCUUGGAGCCUUCCAUAUCUAGAGAACAUUCGUUCCGGGUGGAUAAGGCAAUAUUGUCUUUCAGCACUUUCUUAAUUGCAAAGUCACUUUCAAAACGGUCGGGAGAUCCGAAAGAGCCUGUUCCUCUGACCGAGUUCUUGCCCCCGUCACCACUCGUAACCUUUGAUGGAAAACUGGGAGUAGAGUGCAUGGCUUUUAAGCUAGACUUUACAGACAGGCUAAACAACAUCGUGCCUCCCUUCUUCUUGAGAGAUGGUGAAAAGAUGGACGAAAGAGCACAAGAAAUUCUUAAACGUGGGAUAUCUGCUGCCAAGGAGAUUGAUCUGUUCGGCCCAGAGGACUUGGAGUUCCUCAACCACGAGCCCAGCGCAGCGCAUAAAGACCUUCUCGAGAGUUGCUAA